Molecule: messenger RNA, 1226 nt
Organism: Aethalodelphis obliquidens (Pacific white-sided dolphin)
Lineage: Eukaryota; Metazoa; Chordata; Mammalia; Artiodactyla; Delphinidae
Gene: HDHD3
Product: haloacid dehalogenase like hydrolase domain containing 3
Exons: 2
Coding region: 309-1064 (251 amino acids)
Cellular component (GO): nucleus
Source: RefSeq, a predicted model, not a curated record
GGAGGAGGCAGGCGGAGGAGGCCGGCGGAGUGCUGGGACACGGGAGAAGAGGGUCGCCGCUGAGCUGCUGCCCCCUUUCCCGAGCGGGCGUGCGGCUGCGGCUUCUUUCUUGACCGGCUUCCCCGCGAGGCAGGAUCUUCUGCUGUGAAGACGUUACCUAAGUGCCAGCAGAUCUGACCCACGAAGCCUGGAAAGAGAAGACCAUCAGGUUGUUGGGCGCGGUGCCGUCCAGCUCCACCUCCCCUAGAGGCCCCCGGACCUGAGGCAGAGGUGGAAGUGGGGUGGCCUGGCCCCCCUCCUGCAGACCCAUGGCGCGUCGGCUCCAGUUACAACUGCUGACGUGGGAUGUGAAGGACACGCUGCUCAGGCUCCGCCACCCCGUGGGGGAGGAAUAUGCCGCCAAGGCCCGGGCCCACGGGCUGGAGGUGGAGGCCGCGGCCCUGGGACAGGCCUUCGGGCGGGCAUAUAGGGCUCAGAGCCACAGCUUCCCCAGCUAUGGCCUGAGCCGUGGCCUCACCUCCCGCCAGUGGUGGCUGGAUGUGAUCCUGCAGACCUUCCACCAGGCAGGCAUUCGGGAUGCCCAGGCUGUGGCCCCCAUCGCUGACCAGUUGUACGAGGACUUCAGCAGUUCCCGCACCUGGCAGGUGUUGGAGGGGGCUGAGGCCACCCUGAGGGGGUGCCGAAAACGAGGUCUGAGGCUGGCAGUGGUCUCCAACUUUGACCGACGACUGGAGGACAUCCUGGCGGGUCUUGGUCUGCAGGAACACUUCGAGUUUGUUCUGACCUCCGAGGCUGCCGGCUGGCCCAAGCCCGAUCCCCGCAUUUUCCAUGAGGCCUUGCGCCUUGCUCAGGUGGAACCGGCAGUGGCAGCCCACAUUGGGGACAGUUACCAAUGUGAUUACAAGGGAGCACGGGCCGUGGGUAUGCACAGCUUCCUGGUGGCUGGCCCUGAGCCUUUGGACCCUGCGGUCAAGGAUUCUGUACCCCAAGAACACAUCCUCCCCUCACUGUCCCAUCUCCUGCCUGCCCUUGACCGCCUGGAGGGCUCACCCCCAGGGCUUUGAGCCUGGCGAGGGAAGCGGUCAGGCCCAACAGACACUGGAGACAGGGAGCUCCUUCUUUCCCUGAGAUCUGGCCUUCACCCCCCCACCCGCCGCAGCCUCCAUAAUGCAUUCCAACUAUAAAGCAGUGAAUGCGGGGCAUUCAACCCUGCGCCACUAACCAGC